CUCAAUUGGGAUCCAGGGUUCGUGUUCCACCUCCGAUCCUGGUUCCAAAACUUCAACGCAUUAUUCCCGAGUCGACCACGCGCAGGGUGUGCGCGGCAAAUGCAAAAGCAGCACCGCACAGCAAAGGACAAGCAGCAUCGUUGUUUCUGCGACAAAGACACUGCUGUGCGUGCAGCUUGAGUUGUAUUUGACCAAGUUGUGCAACCUACCGUACCUAGAAAACCCAGACCAGCGAACACCGCCGUCGCCCAUUUCGCUUCCCGUUACGCUUGUCCUGGAUGGAAGUGUCUGGCGCCUCCUAUUUUUCUCGUCUAGCUUGACCGCUCCUCCUACUUCCUAUCCCUCCCCUCGUGGCGGGUGGAACCUCCAUUACUGUUAUCUAAUUACGGGGCAUCGCACUUUAUCUUUCUAGUCCGCCGACUUUCUUUUUGCUGCGUCUCGUGUCGCCUGCCGAGGGCCGCAAAUAUCAGACGAAACCUGCCGCUCAUCUGAAUUUAAUCGCGGGCGUUGCCAGGUGCCUGGUCUUUUUUUGUUUCUUUGCUGUGGUCCAAGUGCUGCAUCUUCAAGCCGAGUUCGCAUAUUUACCCGAAGCAUUUGCCUUUAUCGUGCCCUUUGUCCAUUGUAAUUGGCCCGACCACCAAACCUAGACGACAAAGGGCCAUUACGGAAUAGACCAGACUGCAUACAACCAUCAUGUCAUCCGGUGAUAAUAAUUCUCCCGGCGGCAGCAGCCGUCCGCAGGCUGUCUCCCGCAACAGCACCAACAAUGCCAGUGGUCGCAACAAUCACGCUCCUGCGAACCCGAGCGGCCUGAGGAACGUCGUCGAUCCUUCCGAAGACGCCAGCGCUACCAACAACAAUGGUGACGCCGGUCCCAGCGAGCCGAGAUCACCUACUCGAAAUGCCGCUUCCGAAACUACGAGCCUGCUACGUGGCGUCCACGACGACCACCACCCUCACGAAGGGCAAUGCAACCACGGCACCUUCUCCCCUCGACCGUCGAGUCCCACGAGCAUUCUCUCGUCCGAACCCUCUUUCGCGACGUCAGAGUCGUCAACCUCCCGCUUGUUCGAGAACUUCCUCGGUACCAUCACGGGCAAUUCAAACGACCCCGACUGGCGGCGGAAGUUGGCACGAAGGAUCAGGAGCAAGAAGAUGCACACAUCCCAGGAGCUGGCCCGCGAGCACGGUAUCCGCGAUUCGCCGCUCAUGUACCUCUCCUACUACAUACCCUGCCUCAAUUGGAUGAGCCAGUACAAGCGCUCGUAUCUCAAGGGAGACCUGAUUGCUGCUGUCACCAUUGCCGGCAUGUACCUGCCGAUGGCCCUGUCCCUGGCCGACAACCUUGCACACGUCCCGCCCAUCAACGGCUUGUAUGGUUUCGUCUUCCAGCCCUUCGUAUAUGCUCUCCUUGGCAGCUCUCCGCAGAUGAUGGUGGGUCCCGAGGCCGCAGGGUCGCUUCUGGUGGGAAGCGUUGUCAAGUCAACUCUCGACCGUACGUCUGGGACUCCGAGUUCCAUGGGAGGAGGGGCCGAGAACGACGCUGAACUGCAAGCCAAGGUUUGCGGCAUCGUGGGUGGGAUCGCCGCGGCUACCGUGUUUAUUGCUGGGUUGACUCGCCUCGGGUUCCUCGACAGUGUGCUUUCGCGGCCGUUCCUCCGGGGUUUCAUCUCGGCCAUCGGCGUCGUUAUUGGCGUCGACCAACUGAUCCCCGAACUCGGUCUCAACAAGCUCGCGGCUGCCACUCCUGCCGUCGGGCACGGCAGCAGCAUGGACAAGCUGCGGUUCAUGUUUGACAAUCUCGACCAGGUUCACAAGAUGACGGCUCUAGUGGCUGGUGUGAGCUUUACUGUCAUUAUGGUUGCGAGAGAAACGAAACGCCGUCUCCAGCCGCGUUAUCCGGGCGUUGCAUACGUCCCCGAUCGGUUCAUUGUUGUCGUCUUGUCUGCAUGGCUUGCAUACUACUUUGAAUGGGAGAAGCACGGCGUCCAGAUCUUGGGCACCGUCAAGGCAGCCUCGGGUCGCCCCUUUACGUUUCGCUGGCCUUUCCAACCCUCUCACGUGGUACAGAUUCGCGACGCCAUGGGUACCUCGUUCCUCCUUGCGAUGCUGGGCUUCUUCGAGUCGUCCGUGGCGGCCAAGAGUCUCGGUGACCAGACCAUAUUCCCGGACAUCCAGCUGAGUCCGAACAGGGAGCUCAUCGCACUCGGCGCUGCCAACCUUUUGGGUUCUUGCUUCAUGAGCCUGCCGGCUUUUGGCGGGUAUGGCAGGAGCAAGGUCAAUCGCCAGACUGGUGGCAAGACGCCCAUGAGCUCUCUGUUUGUCAGCUUCAUUGCUCUGAUGGUUAUCCUCUUUGGCCUGCGGCUAUUCUACUACCUGCCGAAACCGGUACUAUCAUCCCUUAUCAGCGUGGUCGCUUGGUCCCUCAUCGAAGAAUGCCCGCACGACAUUUACUUCUUCCUCCGCAUCCGGGCGUGGCAGGAGCUGUCACUCAUGUUCCUCAUCGUGCUGACGACCAUCUUCUUCUCUCUCAACAUGGGCAUUGCCAUCGGCAUCGGCAUCUCUCUGCUUCUUGUGAUCCGAAACUCGACGCGGCCGCACAUACAGAUUCUCGGCCGCAUUCCUGGAACGAACCGAUUUGAGAAUGCAGAGGCUCACCCGGAGAGGUUGGAGUUUGUCGAGGGCUGCCUGAUCGUCAAGAUCCCGGAGCCGCUGACCUUUGCCAACACAGGCCAGCUCAAAAACAGGCUGCGCCGGCUGGAAUUGUAUGGUACCAACAAAGCGCACCCGGCUUUGCCCCGACUGCGAGCCCAGGUCCAGAACAAGAACGUCGUGUUUGACGUCCAUGGCGUCACAAGCAUGGACGGAUCGGGCACUCAGGUACUCGAAGAGAUUGUUAGGGGCUACCGGGACCGUGGCGUCCGGGUCUUCUUUAGUCGCCUGCCGUCGAGGGACAGCAGCCCGGUAUGGAAGCUCAUGGAGAACAGCGGCAUUGUCGAAAUGGUGGGCGGGAUCGAUCACUUUGUCGAUGACGUGCACGAGGCCCUGCGGUUGACCGAGGGUCCCGAUUCCGGGGAUCUCCCCGCUGCUUCUUGAAGAAGCGCUUCCUGAGUUCAUGAUUUUCUUUCAGGACUGACCAAGAAAAAGAGCGAAAAUAAGAAUACAGACUAAUGCAUGUUACUGGAUUUGGGAGAUUGAGCGAGAAAAAUAGCAUAGAUUAGAAUGCGGUUGGAGAUACCCUGGAGGCCGUCAGCUCUAGUGUUUGGAUAGUUUGGCCAGCAUUGCGACUUUGGGUUUGUUUUUAGUAUCAGCGCUUGCUUGUAUCAUAUAGACGAUGGAUUACAAGAUCACAAAUUAUUGUUGCAACAAGACUUGGAGCAAAAGAGGCACAUGAUCACAAGAACUGUUACGAGGUUGGGCAGGUCACAUCUUCAAUCACGGAUGAGGGGACUUUCAAGGUUUGGUCAUUAUGAUUAUUUAUUUUGAAGCUGGAUUAGCUACUAGUUCUAAUGUGUGGCAAGCACAGCAAGGGAAGGAUCCGUCAGCAGCAGAGCUCCCUCUCAUAGCAGCAGGCGAAGCCACGGAAAAGCAAACACAUCAGUAGCAAGCGCUAAUGGCGCCAAAGUACUCUCCGUGGGCCUUGCCGCUGAGGGUGGUGCCCAUGCUGUUCCUGCAACCCUUGGGGUUGAUGCCCUC
Molecule: messenger RNA, 3696 nt
Organism: Pyricularia oryzae 70-15
Lineage: Eukaryota; Fungi; Ascomycota; Sordariomycetes; Magnaporthales; Pyriculariaceae
Product: sulfate transporter 4.1
Exons: 3
Coding region: 694-3096 (800 amino acids)
Biological process (GO): transmembrane transport
Cellular component (GO): membrane
Molecular function (GO): sulfate transmembrane transporter activity
Source: RefSeq, a predicted model, not a curated record